Molecule: messenger RNA, 3348 nt
Organism: Varanus komodoensis (Komodo dragon)
Lineage: Eukaryota; Metazoa; Chordata; Lepidosauria; Squamata; Varanidae
Gene: STOX1
Product: storkhead box 1
Exons: 4
Coding region: 1-2826 (941 amino acids)
Biological process (GO): positive regulation of transcription by RNA polymerase II
Cellular component (GO): nucleus; cytoplasm
Molecular function (GO): RNA polymerase II transcription regulatory region sequence-specific DNA binding; DNA-binding transcription activator activity, RNA polymerase II-specific
Source: RefSeq, a predicted model, not a curated record
AUGGAUGACAACGGGAAUUACGGUUGUAGUGUGUCACAGCACAGGUGGAGCAGUGCUAGCCAGUGUGGCCCUACUUUCUUACACCUUCAACACACAGAGGGGUGCUUCUGUGACUCUCACUUGUGUCACCUCAAACCAUUAUUUUCAUUGACUCAGCUGGAAGUUGUCAAGGACUGUGAUGUAUUUCCAGUGCACAUGAAUCCCAUUUUACAGUCCCAGUUUGUUCCACUGGCAGAAGUCCUAUGCUGUGCUAUAUCAGAUAUGAAUGCAGCUCAUAUUACGGUUACACAGGAAACCUUGCUGGAUCAGUUGGGGAAACAUUAUCCAGGCAUUGCAACUCCUACACAUGAUACUGUCUACAGCACGCUUGGAAUGCUAAUUAAAGAACGGAAGAUAUACCACACCGGGGAAGGAUACUUCAUAGUGACCCCAAAUACUUAUUUUAUUUCUAAUAAUUCUAUGAAGAGCAACAAAAAGGUCCUUCUAGCAGAGAAUUGCCCUCUGGAGCCUUCUGUCACAUACCUUGUAAGCAUGGAGGAUGCUACAGAACUUAUCCAAGAUAAUUUGCCUGUUGUAUCCCAUUGUAGAUCCUGUCACUGUUUCUCUGAUCAAAUUGGAAUGAAUGAACAAAGACCUCAGCGGUUAGUCAGUCAUGACCCUAAUGGAAAAAGUCAAAAAGACUCUUGUCAAUCUAGACUUUCGGUUCAUAUUCCAGCCACUGAUAUGCUUGUUGGCAAUCAUUCUUGCGAAACCGCUCGCUCUGUACAUUCAAUGAAGGAAAAGGAAAAGGUUAAAAAAUUUGGUCUUAGCCUUUUCUGGCGCAACACCAAAAAACACAAACCUAAAAAAGUACACUCCUCAUUUUCUGCCCAGUUUCCUCCUGAAGAAUGGCCAGUAAGGGAUGAAGAUAAUUUGGAUAACAUUCCACGUGAUGUUGAACAUGAAAUUAUCAAGCGCAUCAAUCCUGUGCUGACUGUGGACAAUUUAAGUAAGCAUACCAUGCUGAUGCAGAAAAUCGAGGAGCAGAAGAAAUAUAUCAAUAAAGGAACUUCUACAGAAGUGCUAAUGAUAAAGCACAAGCAUUUUUCCAAAGGGUGCUCCCAACGAAAAGAAAAUAAAGGGGUAAAGCAUCGGAGGAAAGUGCAGUCCAACAAAGAAAAACAAAUGGGUAAAUCACACAGAAAAUUUAAAACUGAAAAACUAAUCCCAGCUCAAGGCAAACUGGAAAACCUUGUUGAAAAUCCAUUGGCUUGUGCUACAAGUGAUGCUAUAGCUUUCAAUAAGCAAUUGUGCAAGGAUGCAACUGAUAUUACUUCUCACUUUAUAUACAAAAAAGAAAUUGAUAAUCCAUUUCAAGAUAUUCCAUAUAGAAAGAAUAAGUUAACAAGAGGACAUAAAAGUCAGAAAAACAGUGAUGCAAAGUCCAGAGCUCCUAGAUCAGAGAGAAAUUUUCCAAGAUCCCAGUCUUUGGAUUCCUCAAGAUCUAUGGACUUUGAAGCUAAGCAAUCACUCCCUGUCAAAUGUGAUGCUGGGGAUGACAAAAAGCAGCAGGUGGAUUAUCCUCAGUACUGGGUUUUAGAAACAGAUGGCAAAUACAGAUACCUGAGAGAAAGUGCAGCUUGUAAACAUUAUUUGCACAGAGGAACUAACCCCAAAAGUAUGGUGGAGAUCCAGGUAGUUUCUGAUGCUCAUGCUGUACUCACAGAUGAAGGAGCAGAGAAAAGCUUUCCCCAGAAUUCUAGUGAAACCCACCAGUGGGAUCAAGAUAGCAUAUAUGAAUUGCUGAGUCAAAAUUCAGAUCAGCUUAAAAAUGUUUAUCUUCUCAGUGACACAAAUGCUGCUCAUCAGUUUAAACAGUCUGAAAAUACUGUUUCCCAAGGACAAAGUAACGAUUUAAGGAACAAACUGAACUCUGAAAAUGCUAGCAAAUGGCUUCAGUCCAUUAACCCACAAUAUGAUGGAUUGACUUAUGAUGAAGAGACUCAGUAUCAGAAAGAGGAUGAUGUUGAUGCCUGUAGUUUUCUGUAUCUUGAUGCUGAUAAUCAAGAACAACAUAUGGAGAUGUCCAAGUUGAAAUCCAGCCAACUCCCUUUCAGUUCUUCAGAUACAGGGGAGUGGAGUAACAUAAAACAAGAAUUUCGUACUGAAGUACUCGGACAUGGAAGUUCUAAUUCUUACUUCCAAGGGCAUAGAACAGAUAUGGAAAAAGUUGAUAUAUGCAGUCCUGAAGAAAACAAAUUACUUGAUGUUACUAAAUCACAGGAUAGUUUAAAGGAGUAUCCAAAGAUAAACCUUGGAGGAAAAAGUUGUGUAUGUCAUCCAAUACCUCAAUAUGCGUACAAAAACAUUGAAGGGAAUGAGGAUCUGUAUAAUAAUAGGCAGAUAUCCAAUACUGCUGAAACCAACGUGUUUGAUUUCUGUGAUGUGCGUCAGACAGAGACCAGAAUUUGGCAGAAUUCAGUAAAUGAAGCAGGUGGGAAAUUAGCAUCCUUGGCACUGUCACCAAAAGACUGGGAAAUCAAGACAGAUCUAAUGGAAAAGCAACAGGCAUUUGAUGAUACAAAUGAUGUUCCAGUUCUGGAUCAGAAGGUCCAACAAGAGCAAAAUCACUUGGAAGGAACGGGAGGCCAUAGCAUAACAGGCGAUAGUGGAAUAGAUUCCCCCAGAACACAAAGUAUGGCUUCUGCUAAUUCUGCCAUCAUGGAUGGAUUGAAGAAAAGAAGAAGCUUUCUCAUGAAUUUGGAGGGCAUAGAGAAGACUUUGCAGAGCGGAAAGAACCUUACACGAAACUCCUUGCUUCAGUUGACUCCAGUCAUGAAUGUUUAACUUUUUUCUUCUUAACAAGUUUUGAUAAUUCCAUUGUAAAUAUGUUAAUAUAUGUAUGUAUAUACUGUAAACAACUUAAGUUGCCAUAGUAUGAGUUGUGCCCUCAAUGAUGCUAAGCCCUCAACCGAUCAUCCUGUGCAAGGCAGGAGGUGUGGCUCCUGAGCUUUCUGACCUCCUCCUCUGUAUUUUUGCCCAUCUAAUGAAAGGAUUUUGGAAGGGGAGAAAAAGAGGCUGCUUGUAUCUUGCUUACCUCUCCCCUUGCCUCCGCAAUAUGCUCCUUUUUUCUCCUUUCCAGGUUGUGCUUCUAGCCUCAAAGAGGCAGCAGGUGUGCUUUUUUCCACACCAGGUACAGGUGGAUCACAAAUUCCCUGUUCCAAGGUUGGACCACUAUCUCUGACCUGGAAUUUUGGAAAUUUAAAGCAUCCUGGGUCUGGAGGCCAUAGGAUUGCUCCUUUACCAAUUAAAUGUCUGAAAGUAGGUAAGAUAAUUAUAUUCUCAUAUGUAUGAAACUUUUGUAAUAAA